Messenger RNA from Manihot esculenta (cassava), 807 nucleotides. RefSeq lists its product as uncharacterized. Bases 1 to 807 code for a protein of 268 amino acids. The transcript has 3 exons. NCBI's taxonomy places the organism in Eukaryota, Viridiplantae, Streptophyta, Magnoliopsida, Malpighiales, Euphorbiaceae. The record is from RefSeq and is a predicted model, not a curated record.
AUGGAAGGGGAUAUUGACAUGAGUAGGCGCGCAACAUUGGAAAGAUAUGAGACGAAAAGCAAAGGAGAAGGAACCAGCUUGAAAUCCCUAGUUAAUGUCAAAAAGCCCAAUGCAAGAGAUGAAGGAGUGGAUAAGAGGCUAGAAAGGCUGAAAGAAGAACUGUUGGCUGAGUUGAAGAGCCAAGCGGGAGCAUAUACGUGCCUGAGAAUGUCCUCCCUUUUUGACCUUCAAAUUGGGAAGAGGAUUGGCUAUAGUAGACUGCAUGAUGGAUUAUAUAUAUUGGAAGGGAAUCUGGAUUUGAAUUUACCUCAGACUCUUUUUGGAAGAAAUCAGGAUGUCAACCAGGUGGCAUCGACGGUUGUCAGAUCAAAGAAGGAAAUCUUUAUUUCUCAGAGAAAAUACAUUCUGGAUCUUUUGGAAGAAACUGGUAUGUUAGGCUGCAAGCCAACAGAAACUCCCAUUGAAAGCAAUCACAAGCUACAAGCAGGGAUUGGUGAAUCGGUGGAUAUUAGAAGAUCUCAAAGGCUAGUAAGCAAACUGAUUUAUCUUUCGCACACUCGACCAGACAUAGCAUAUACAGUCAGUUUAGUCAAUCAGUUUAUGCAUGAUCCUCGUGAGUUUCACAUGCAAGUUGUUUUUCGCAUUUUGCAAUACUUGAAGUCUGCUCCUAGAAAAGGUCUUCUAUUCUCUAAACAUGGUCAUCUCUGCAUACACGCAUUCGCAAAUGCAGAUUGGGCUGGAUCCCUUGAUGAUAAAAGGCCGACUAGUGGUUACUGCACACUUGUAGAAGGAAACCUUAUCACUUAA